Molecule: messenger RNA, 4747 nt
Organism: Schistosoma turkestanicum
Lineage: Eukaryota; Metazoa; Platyhelminthes; Trematoda; Strigeidida; Schistosomatidae
Source: the annotation of a GenBank genome assembly
AUGCCACAAAGAAAAGGAUUAUUAGCACCACAAAACACAUUUCUAGAUACUAUUGCGACAAGAUUUGAUGGAACACAUAGUAAUUUUGUAUUGGGCAAUGCACAAGUCCAUGAUUAUCCGAUUGUUUAUUGUUCCGAUGGUUUCGUGGAAUUAACUGGUUAUAAUCGAUCACAAAUUAUGUCCAAAUGUUGUUCAUGUAGUUUCUUGUGGGGUGAACGAACCGAUGAGAGCGCGAAACAAUCUAUAUUGAAUACAUUGAAAAAUAAGUGUGAAUUACAAAUUGAAAUACAAUUUCAUAAGAAAACAAAUGAAGCAUUUCUAUGUUUAUUGGACAUUGUACCAAUCAAAAAUGAUAAAUCACAAGUUGUAUUAUUUCUUGUAUCACAUAAAGAAUUAUCGCCUGAUCGACAUGGAAGAAAUAAAGCCAAUUGUAGUAUCCCAGAAUCAAGUUUAAAAGUACCUUACAUGUUAUCAGCACAACAUUUAACUGGUAUAACACCAACAAAUAAAACACCAAAUCUAUUAACUAUGGGACUUGCUACAACAAUUACAGCAGCAGUAUUAGGUUCAACUGGAUUUCGUAGUAAUAAACUAUUGGAUUAUUUAAGUACACGUACAAACAGCACAACAACUAAUCAAUCAACUACACCGACAAGUAAUUCCAUUACUACUUAUAAUAUUAAUAAUAAUAAAUUCGAUCGGACCACAUCGAUUGUAAAUAAAAGUUUCUCUGAUCGUGGUUCCAUUGACUCGAAUAAAUCACCAACAAAACAUUCAUCAACUAGCAGUAACAACACUGUGACUGCUACUACUACUAAUACUACUACUGCUACUACUACAACUACUACUACAGGUGUUAUUAUUAAUCCGAAACAAAAUAGUUUAUUAGAUAGAAUUGAUAUAGAGAGUGGUCCACUGAUAACGUCAGAAUACAAAAACACUAGUAAUAAUAAUAAUAAUAACAGUAAUAAAUCAUUGACUCCUACUCCCAAUCGACUUGUGGUUCAUGAAUCUGAAUCAACGGAUACAUCGAGUGAUGAUGACACGUCAAGUAAUUUAACAAGUGAUCCAUCAACAGUGUACAAAUUUCAACGAAGACGUAGUCGUGCUGUGCUGUAUCAUUUAUCUGGACGAUUUGAUCAUAAAUCUAAGCAUAAAUUACCAUUUAAAAAAUUUCAACGUAUUUCUGGUAAAGAAACUAUACCGGAAUAUAAAGUACAAGAUGUACAAGCAUCACGUUUUAUUUUAUUACAUUAUAGUUUAUUUAAAAUUAUUUGGGAUUGGAUGAUAUUACUGUGUACAUUUUAUAUUGCAAUCAUGGUCCCUUAUAAUGCAGCAUUUUCUCAGGGAGGUGAUGAAAAAGAUUUAAUUAUAUGUGAUAUUAUAGUGGAAUUAUUAUUUAUUAUAGAUAUUAUAUUAAACUUUUGGACUACAUAUGUUAGUAAAAGUGGACAAGUUGUAUAUCAUUUGAAAGCAAUUGCUAUAAAUUAUUUACGUGGUUGGUUCUUUCUUGAUUUACUCGCGGCUAUUCCAUUUGAUGUAAUUUUGGCUGUGAAUAAUCCUGAAAUACAAGGUACAAUUGGUGAAAUGGGUAAUUGGAUUCAUUUAUUGAAAUUGGCACGUUUACUUCGAUUGGCUAGAUUAUUUCAAAAAAUUGAACGUUAUUCUCAAUAUAGUACAGUAAUAUUGGGUUUAUUAAUGUGUAUGUUUUUUCUUGUUGCUCAUUGGUUCGCUUGUGGUUGGUAUUGUAUUGGUAAAGAGGAAUUUAAAUCGAAACUUACAAGAGAAUAUAGUUGGUUAUAUGAAUUAGGUGAACGUAUGCAAGUGAAUCGUUCAUAUACAACAACCAAUCGAACUAAUAAUGGUUUAACAAGACGUGCAUUAUAUGUUUCAAGUUUAUAUUUUACAACAACUAGUUUAACCAGUGUUGGAUUUGGUAAUGUUUCACCGAAUACAGUGAAUGAAAAAAUUUAUGCUGUGAUUACAAUGCUGAUUGGAGCUCUUAUGCAUGCAGCAGUAUUUGGUAAUGUAACAACAUUGAUUCAACGUAUGUAUUCACGACGUUCUGCAUAUCAAACAAAAAAUCAAGAUUUAAAAGAUUUCACCCGUGCUCAUCAUAUACCAAAACCGUUGAAACAACGUAUGUUAGAAUUUUUUCAAGCUAUGUGGGCUAUUAAUCGUGGUAUUGAUAAAGAGGCUAUUUUACAAUCAUUCCCUGAAAAUCUACGCGGUGAUAUUGCUUUACAUUUGAAUCGUGAAAUAUUAUCAUUGAGUUUAUUCAAAAGUGCAAGUCCUGGUUGUCGAAAAUGUUUAGCUCAAUUAAUUACAACACGUUUUGCUACACCUGGUGAAUAUCUUGUUAAUCAAGGUGAUGUAUUACGAUUUAUUUAUUUUGUGUGCAGUGGUUCGUUGGAAAUACUUGGUGAAGAAGGUACAGUUGUUGGAUUGUUAGGUAAAUGUGAUAUAUUCGGCAGUGAUAUGGAUGAAUUACCUAGAUUGGGCUAUUCAGCUUAUAAUGUCAAAUCAUUAACUUAUUGUGAAUUACAAUGUCUGGCAUUAGAUUAUCAAUUACAAGAGAUAUUUGAUCAAUAUCCACAAUUUCGUAAACAAUUUGCUAUAACAAUAUCAGAAGAAUUAUCAUUUAAUUUAAGAGCAGGAUUUGAUCCAACUUCAUCUUUAGAAGUUAUUCCAGCAAUCACUGUUACUACUGAUAAAAAUCUUCAUUCUGAAAGUCAAUCGGAUGAUAAUAGUUUAAAAUCUCACGAAAUAAAUCAUGAAGCAUGCUCUUUACUAACUGAUCCACAACAUCUAAAACAAGAUGAUAAACAAUCGCAUGAAAAUGAUCAACAUUCAAUAAUAAAAACAAAUACUAAUUUGAAAAAAGCAAAUUUCACUAAACAAAAUUCUAUCGAUUUAUAUGUAAAACAUUUUCCUAAAUCAAAUGAGUACAAUUCUGAAAUAAUAAAUCAUCAGUUAAACAACAAUUUAUCCAUUGAACAAUUGAAUGAACCAGAUAAAACAAACAAUCAUAGUAGUCAGGAAAAUAAAGAUAAAUUUUAUUUAAGCUUUCCAAUGAUGAUGAAUUCAUCAAAUUCUUUUCAAAAUUUUACUGAUUUGUCUAAAAUUAAAAUGUCAACAUUGAAUGUAUACCGAAAAAGCAAAUCAUUAGAUGAAAUGUAUAAAGUUGGAAAAUCAUUUGCAACUCAUUGUAAGAAGGAUCCAAUAUAUCAUACAACAGACAAUGCUUGUCCAAAUGAACAAUACAAUCAUCAAAUGAAUGAUAUAUUUUUACAAUCACCUAAUCAUAUUGUCAAUGCUGAUGAUAAUCAACACGAUUAUUAUAAUUAUUACUAUUAUCAAUAUCCUCAAUAUUAUUCUCAUUGUAUACAAGAUAGAUUAAUUAAACAAAAUCAAUUAAUUUCAACAGUCAGCGUCAAUUUACAACAAGCACAAAAUGAUAUCCUUAUCAUCAAAUCAGAAUUAACACAAAUCAAUCAAAAACUUGAUCGAAUACAUAAAGAUUUUAAUGAAUUAAUGAAAUGUUUGUUUAUAAGAAAUGAAAAUACAAUAAUUAGUAAAGAAUCAACUAAUUUGAAUAAUACCUCUCAUCAUUUUCAGCAUCAUUCUAAUAGUAAUAAUGAUAAUAUUGGUAUUAAUACUACUAAUAAUAAUAAUAGUAGUAAUAAUAAUCAUACUCAUAAACGAUUAAAAACGAUUUAUUCUGUUAUAGAAAAUGAUGCUGUUACAUCAACACAAACAAAUACGGAUCGUAUGAAUACUAGUAAUAAUAACAAUAAUAAUAAUAGUAAUAAUAAUAAUAAUAACAGUUGUAAUGUUAAACAACAUAACAAAGAAGAUUUACCUACAAUGAAAUCCACCACAUCGUCAAAUUCACGUCCAUGUUUACAUCAAUAUGGUAGAACACAUCCUCAUCAACAUCAACAUCAUCAUCAUCAUCAUCAUUAUUCACCGGAGAAUCGUGUUGUCACAUUCCAAUUACCACCACGUAAUCAUGAUUUUCGCAGUCAAAGUUUAACUAGUUCACGACAAAUAUCCCCUGAAACACCAAAAUCGAAUCCACUGAAACGAUUAUUAUUGCAUAAACAUCCAUCGAUAUCACAUGAUUUGAAUUGAAGUCAUAUAUUCUAACUAUUUACACACACACACACACACACACAUCUCUUCUUAUUUACUCAUUGACAAAGGUGUAAAGUUACCAAAAAUACAACAUUUGCUCAUUUCUCUCAACAUGUAAUUCUAACAUCAUUUGUAUUCUUUUUCUUACUGGAAUUUCCUUCUUACUUCUCUGAUUCAUGCAAAAAUAAAAUUGGAAAGAUAUCUAGCACCGAAAUCAUUUAAUUGGACUGUCAAUGUUCCAAAAUUUAUCUUUGUCGUGUGUAAAUGAGUGAACGGUAGACGGACUGUACCAAAAAACGAAGUAUACUUAUCAAAUUUGUAUAAUAAAAAAAUAAUGUCAAAAUUUUAACAAAACCCCAUUUUUUUUUCCUCAACUACAACGUAUUGUAUGUAGUACUACUUAUUACUUUAGAAAAACUCGGAGUUAUUUUUUACUAAUAAAAACAUUCUAUACUACUCUUCCCUUCCCUCCUAAAAGGACAAAGUAUACAGUACACGCAGUUUUUCUUGUUUCAGUCAGUCUAAAUGUUUACUGUAUUAACUAGAGAAUACCAAGAAAACAUAGAAUUACACAUUUAAAUAAAGAUGAAGAAUAUACUACUACUCAUAA